AACGAUAACAAAAUGCCCAUAAACCUGAUAUAGGACCUCACUGUUGAGUGAGCUACCAUUUGGGAUUAACUCUCUGUUUAGGAUUACCUGAGAUUUAUUUAACAGAAGCAUAACUGUAAAGCAGAAGAGGGAGAAAUCCAGAAUGUUCACAAAGCUGCCAGCUGUUGUAUUACUGCUGCUUGGUCACUCGUUCACGCAGGCGAACUGCACGGCCAUCCACCAGGCCGGGUACUGCUCCUUCAGCGAGGACUGCGGCAAGAACCCGGAUGUGAGCAACAACCUACUCCCGGCCAGGGUGCCCUGUGUGUAUAAUGGGCCGGCCCUCAACUUGACUGGGAGUCACCUGUCCCUGCUGAGGAAGGUGUGCCCCAUGCUCUACACCGGAAGCUCCAGCACACGGGCAUGUUGUGCCACCAAGCAGCUGAAGAUGCUGGAGCAGAGUCUGUCCCUCUCCAAGGCGCUGCUGGCCCGCUGCCCCUCCUGCGUGCAGAACUUCAUCAACCUCCACUGCCAGAACACGUGCAGCCCCAACCAAAGCCUCCACAUCGAGGUCAGCAGGACCUUCAUGUCCAACGUGUCGGGGUUGCUGCGCCUGGCGGUGCUCGAGUACCGGUGUUACUACCAGCGUCAGUUUGCCGACGGGGCCUUCGACUCCUGCAAGAACGUGCGGAUCCCAGCCACUGGCGGCUACGCCAUCUCGCCCAUGUGCGGCAAGUACGGCGCGGCGCUGUGUACCACCCAGCGCUGGCUCAACUUCCAGGGGGACUCCAGCAACGGCCUGGCCCCCCUCGACAUCGACUUCGUGCUGCUGGCCGCCAACGCGACGAGGCCCGCCGGCGGCUUCGUGCCCUACGGCGGCCACUCCUGGAGGUGCAACGAGUCCACGUCCAGCCACGGCCAGGCUUGUUCCUGCCAGGACUGCACGGCCUCCUGCCCACCCAUCCCGGGCCCGCCGCCGCCCCCGGCCCCCUGGAAGAUCGGAGGCCUCCCCGGCUCCUUGGUGGUUUGCAUCGCCAUCUUCUGCUUGCUGACCGCCCUCUUCGCCCUCUACCUGACUCUCCGCUGGGCACUGAGGAGCCGGCUGGCGGGCAAGGCUUCCCCGGCGGCCCCGGCAGAAGGGGACUGUGCCUACAGGGUAAGCCAGGUCACCCAAGGGUGGGUGGCCGACGCCUUCAGGUGCUGGGGGACAGCGGUGGCGCGACACCCGCUGCUGGUCAUCGGCACCUCGGUGGUCGCAGUGGCGGUGCUCUCGGCCGGCCUGACCUACAUCACGCUGACCACCGAUCCGGUGCAGCUGUGGUCGGCGCCCAACAGCCGCGCCCGGCGGGAGAAAGACUUCCACGACGCCAACUUCGGCCCCUUCUUCCGCACCGAUCAGAUUAUUAUCACCGUGAGCAACCGGUUGGACUACACCUACGAGUCGGUGCUGUUCGGCAAAAACAAGUUCUCGGGCAUCUUCGACAAGGGCAUCCUCUUGGAACUGCUGGACUUCCAGACCAGGCUGCAGAACAUCGAGGUGUGGUCCGAAAAGGCCCAGAGGAACGUCAGCCUCAAGGACUUCUGCUACGCACCGCUCAACCCUUACGAUCCGCGUUCCAACGACUGCGCCGUGAACAGCCUCCUCCAGUACUUCCAGAACAACAGGAGCAGGAUCAACGCCGUGGCCCAGCAGAUCGUAGCCGGCAGGAAAGGCACCGUGGACUGGCGGGACCAUUUCCUCUACUGUGUUAACUCUCCUCUGUCAUUCAAGGACAAUACAGAGAUGGGGUUGAGCUGCAUGGCCGAUUACGGUGCGCCCGUCUUUCCAUUCUUGGCAGUUGGUGGAUACUCAGGUGAAGAUUUCUCCCAAGCCCAAGCACUCAUCAUGACAUUCUCUCUAAACAGCUACAGUCGCGACGAUCCCAAAUUCGAAUUUACGUUGCUCUGGGAGAAAGAAUACUUAAAAAUUCUACAACAGUACAAGCAGAACAAAUCCAUCAGUUUCAACUUUGUCUACAUGUCAGAGCGCUCCCUGGAAGAUGAGAUCAACAGAACCACGGCACAAGAUAUUCCAAUUUUUGCCAUCAGUUACUUGGUUAUAUUUAUUUACAUUGCCUUGGCCCUUGGGGAGUAUUCCAGCUGGAAGACUAUUAUGAUUGACUCAAAGAUUACGCUUGGGUUAGGCGGGAUUCUUGUGGUGCUGGGAGCUGUCUUAUCGUCCAUGGGCUUUUACGCUUAUAUUGGAGUUCCUUCCUCCCUCAUCGUCCUGGAGGUGGUUCCCUUUCUAGUGCUUGCUGUGGGUGCAGACAAUAUAUUCAUCCUCGUUCUCCAGUAUCAGAGGGACGAGAGGAAAGCGGGAGAACCUCGGGAGGAACAGAUCGGCCGUGUGCUGGGCGAGGUGGCUCCCAGCAUGCUUCUCUGCAGCUUCUCCGAGUCCAUCUGCUUCUUCCUUGGUGCCCUCACCAAGAUGCCAGCGGUGCGCACGUUCGCGCUGUACGCGGCACUGGCUGUACUCCUCGACUUCCUGCUCCAGAUGUCGGCCUUCGUAGCCCUGUUGUCCCUGGACGCUCGGAGAGAGGAGGCAGCCAGGUUUGACAUAUGUUGCUGCGUACAGUCAAAACAUAGGAAGAAGAAGAAGAAGAGAGACGGUGUCUUGCUGACCUUAAUGAGAGAGUAUUAUGCCCCUUUCCUACUGCACUCUGUUACAAGGAUUAUUGUGAUGAUUACGUUCCUCUUCAUGCUGUGCGCUGCUAUAUUUUUGAUGUUACAUGUCCGCGUGGGCCUCGACCAGGAGCUGGCUUUGCCAACGGACUCAUACAUGUUGGAUUACUUUGCUGCCCUCAACAAAUAUUUUGAAGUGGGUGUCCCUGUGUACUUCGUCACAACUGCCGGUUACAACUUCUCCACCAGAGCUGGGAUGAACGGAGUCUGUGCCAGCGUGGGAUGUGACAACAACUCCCUGGCGCAGAAGAUCCAGUACGCCACGGAGUUCCCCAAAGAGUCCUAUAUGGCCAUCCCUGCUUCCUCGUGGGUGGAUGAUUUUAUUGACUGGCUAAACCCCAUGUCACGUUGCUGUAGAACCUUCAUCUUUGGACCCAAUGCUGGCCAGUUCUGCCCAGCUACCAAUGAUAAACUGUCAUGUGUGAAGAAAUGCCUCCCGCCGAACCUCAGUGGCAUUGUCAGACCAACCACUGGGAAGUUUAACAAGUUCCUACCCUACUUUCUGAAUGAUACCCCCACGCUGGAGUGCUCCAAGGGAGGUUUGGGAGCCUAUGGGAACGCUGUGAGGAGAGGCGAAGGAGGGGAAAUUUUGGCCUCCAGAUUCAUGGCGUAUCACACACCUUUGAAAAACUCCCUGGAAUACACCGCGGCGCUGAAGGCAGCUCGAGUGAUCGCCGACAGUAUCACAGAAACCAUGAGAAAGGUUCCGGGGACAGACCCAAGCUUCGAAGUCUUCCCCUACUCAAUUACCUACGUGUACUACGAACAGUAUCUGACCGUAGUCAGUGAAGGGGUUUUCAAUGUCGGUAUCUGCCUGAUCCCGACGUUCGUGGUGUGCUGCAUUCUGUUGGGAAUGGACAUCCGGUCGGGCUUCCUGAACCUCAUCACUAUAGUCAUGAUCAUCGUGGACACGGUUGGAGCGAUGACCCUGUGGAAUAUCGACUUCAAUGCCGUCUCUCUCAUCAACUUGGUUACGGCCGUGGGCAUGUCUGUGGAGUUUGUCUCUCACCUCACGCGCACGUUUGCUGUCAGCACCAAGGAGAGUAAAGUGGAACGAGCGAAGGAAGCGACCGCAAACAUGGGCAGUGCGGUGUUUGCUGGCGUUGCCAUGACCAACCUUCCCGGCAUCAUCGUGCUGUACUUUGCAAAGGCGCAGCUCAUCCAGAUCUUCUUCUUCCGUCUGAACCUUGUGAUUACGCUGCUGGGUAUGGCUCACGGCCUCAUCUUCCUCCCCGUUCUCCUCAGCUACUUCGGCCCAAGUAUCAACACUGCAGCGCUCCAGCAAGGACGAGCAGACAGUGAGACUCCGGCCCAGAACAUAAACUGCAUAGUCUUCGGGAACAACAGUCUCGUCGGGGAUUGGAAACCCCCACCCACUGCGCAGUGCAAUGGAACAGCUGAGCAGGAAGAACUCUCAACUCCAGGACACACAACCUCUCCUGAGGAAGAUUGCACCCAGUCCAAAACGCAGACGAACUGUACAGGCCCCUUGGGCACUCCCUUGUGAAACCUCCUCGUGUCCUACCUCUCACACUGAGGAGCUGGGGAUAUGGUAACAGCUGGUCAGCCAACUCUGAAAUUCAUUGGGGUGAAUUCUCCCAUUGGGAUCACAUGGUUUACUGUUUAACCCCUCGGGAGAUGCAGUGCCCACCCCUACUAUAACCUGCUGGACUGAAUCAAUUGUGUAUUCUGCUGCUCGGUUCCCAGUGACCUGCUUAUGUUUCCAGUGUCUGCAGAAUCCCUUGAGUUCCUGGAACACAUUCACUCAACAGCAAUUACCACACCUUUCCCCGUGGGACACUGUGAACUUUCCAACCCAUCCCUCUGCAACGCGUGGAAGACCAGGGAGCAGAAUUAAGCCAUUUGGCCCAUCAUGUCUGCUCUACCGUUCCUGAUGGCUGAUUUAUUAAUCCUUCUCAACCCCAUUCCCCUGUUGUUUCCCCGUAACCUUUGACACCCUGACUAAUCAGAUUCAUUCGUUUAUCACAUGAAACAGAGAAAUGUGUCAUUUGUGUUAACGACAAAUCUCAGGGUUGUAUACUGUGUACAUACUUUGAUAAUAAAUGUACUUUGCAUCUUUGAACCAACUGAACGAUGUGCUGGGCACAGCCCGCAAGCGUCACCACACAUUCCAGCACCCACAGUGUUCAGUAGGACAACGCAAGCCCCUUCCCUCCCACCCAUUUACACACACGCGCGCGCGUACAAACCUAUUAACCUCUGCUUUCAGUACACCCAAUGACUUGGCCUCCAAAGUCCUCUGUGGCAAUGAAUUCCACAGAUUCACCACCCUCUGCCUCUGUCUGUCUCUGUUCUAAAGUGACGUCCUUUUAUUCUGAGGCUGUGUCCUCUAACCCUCAGCUCCCCCACUAUAGGAGCUCUCCUCUCCACAUCCAUUCUAUCUAAGCUUUCCAAUAUUCGAUAGGUUUCGGUGAGAACCCCCCCCCACCCCCACCAGUCAUGCAGAUUUUUUAAAAAAUCUAGGCCGCAAGUUGAGGGAAGCCCUCUGUUGGUCAGGGUCGAUCAUGGUGCUAUGUCCUAAUUGUCUAUGGGAUACGCAGGCCAGGGCAGUACAAUAUGGAGAGUGAGCUGUUGCCCAUGUUGCAAGCUGAUGAAUCCAAAGGAACUGCAGAGACCAAUACAGUUUGGGUACCUGCGGCGUUGCCAGUCAGCAUUGAACUGAACGUAGGACUGCCUUAGGGACUCCAGCUCCAGAUAUCUCCUCUGGGUUAACUCCCAAAGGCUUCCCCAUGAGUGGGUUUAGCAGCAAGGCAGCGGAGGUUUGAGAUCAGAGUUUUCCUUCUCCGAGAUGAGCUGCCAACCACGGCUGACGAGCCUCAUCUGCCCGAAGCAACUGGUUUUAAGGCACCAGUAGCCUGCUUUUGCCCCUUGUUCUGCCCGUAGGAACAGUUCCACCGGGUUUAGUAGCUAAGCCACACGUGAAGGCCAGGAGCUGGACUUGGUUGUCAGAGGCUAUUUGAGGCGCACGCCACUGGAAUAUUUAAUAGGUACUGGGAGCUUAUCCCCAUUACCAGCCCCGGCUAUAACACCUUAAGAACAAAACUGAGUUUGCUUUGUGCAGGGAACAUAACAAUCGAUUUUUGCACAGCCCAGUCCCACAUGGCAGUUAAUGCCUAGUUCAUAUGUUUAUUGGUGCGGGUUAAGUAAUUAACUAUCAUGUCAGGGAGAUCUCCACAUUUAUGUCAGUGCCUCCUAUUGUUAUUUAUGCUCUCAGCUCGGUCUUUUGGUUUUAAUUGUGCCUUGAGGUGCAGUGCUCCCUCCUUACUGUAGAGGGAGCUCCAGUUUGUGUUUUCUCCUUGGAUACAUGAGAGAUGAUGGAAACUGAAGCAACAACCAAAGUGCUGGAGAAACCCAGAGGGUCAGACAGCAUCUGUGGAAGGAAAUGGGUAGUCAUUGUUUUGGGCUGACACCCUUUCCAUGUCCAAAUGAAGCAUCGCCACCAGAAAUACUGAAUCCAUUUCUCCCCUCAGAGCUGCUGAACUCCUGCAGCCAAUUAUAAACACAAGAUUCUGCCCAUAUUGUAGCAGGCGACACUUGUGGGCUGCCCCCAGCAUAUUUCGGACCGUGUUGGCCGUUGUUGCAAACGACGCAUUUCACCAGACAUUUCGAUGUACAUGUGACAAAUCAAGCUCGGCUUAAAAAAUGCUAGAAACACCCAGCAGGUGGUGCACCACCCAUGGAGAGGGAAGCAGUGAAAACGUUUCAGAAUCAGGUUUAAUAUCACUGGCAUAUGUUGUGAAAUUUGUUGUUUCACAGCAUAUUUCAGCUGGAUGAUCUUCUCGCAUAUGUCACCUGACCUGCCAAGUUUUUCCAGCACUUGCUGAUUUUAUUUCAGGUUUCCAGCAUCUGCAGGUCUCUGAGAUGUCCUCACUGCUCCUGGGGCUUUCCCCCCACUAAUGAAACACUGCAGCAGUGUAAUAAAGUGGCAAUAUUUUGUAACAUAAUGAAACACCAAAAAACGUUUUUUGUAUUUAUAUAUGCUAAUAUUUUCUCCACAGAGAUAAAUAUCUACAUAAAUGCCCUAUUGCACAUCAGAAUUCUAACAUAAAUAAAGUCCAGGGAUUUAAAGUUUUUCUUGGUCCGUAUUCAGAAGCGGAGUAGGUAUAGGGAUAGCUCCCCUGAACUUUCCUGAUCAUCCUCGGCAUCUUAAUUCCACCGACAUCUCAUUUUAUCAAUGUUUGACUCUUCCCCCCAGCCAUUCAAUUUAAGCCGCAACUGCUUGAAACAACUUUAUUACUAGCCUUAAUCCCAAAAUUCACCCCCUCUCCAUCCUGAGAUUCCCUCAAUAAAAGGAACUUCAUCAACACUUCAUUGGCGGGGGGGGGCGGGGGGUUUACCAGGAUGCUGCCUGGAUUAGAGGGAAUGUGCUAUAACGAGAGGCUGGACAAACUUGGGUUGUUUUCUCUGGAGCGCCAGAGGCUGAGGGGAGAUCUGAUAGAGGUUUAUAAGAUUAUGAGAGGCAUAGAUAGAUGACAAUAUCCUUUUCCAAGAGUUGAAAUGUCUUAAUAUCAGAGAGCAUGCAUUUAAGGUGAGAGGAAUUAAUUACAGAGGAGAUGUGAGAGAAUUUUUUUUAUAUAUACACAAAGUGGUGGGUGCCUGGGGUGGUGGUAAAGGCAAAAACAUUAGAGACUUUUAAGAGACUCUUAGACUCACGUGAUGGUGAGGGAAAUAGAAGGAUAUGGACAUUAACUAAUGUCCUUGGAUAUUUCUGAUCGUGUCCAAGAUAUCCUGAAGUGGGAGGGUGAAGAGCCAGAGGUCCUGGUACAUAUAGGUACCAAUGACAUAGGUAGGAAAAGGGAUGAGGUCCUGAAAGAAGAAUAUAGGGAGCUAGGAAGGGAGUUGAGAAAAAGGACCGCAAAGGUAGUAAUCUCGGGAUUACUGCCUGUGCCACGCGACAGUGAGAGUAGGAAUGCGAUGAGGUGGAGGAUAAAUGCGUGGCUGAGGGAUUGGAGCAGGGGGCAGGGAUUCAAGUUUUUGGAUCAUUGGGACCUCUUUUGGCGCAGGUGUGACCUGUACAAAAAGGACGGGUUACACUUAAAUCCUCGGGGGACCAAUAUCCUGGCAGGGAGAUUAGCGGGGGCUACUGAGGUGACUUUAAACUAGAAUGGUUGGGGGGGGGGAAUCAAAUUAAAGCGGCUAGGUGUGAGGAGGUUAGUUCACAACAGAGGGAUGGGAACCAGUGCAGAGAGACAGAGGGGUGUAAAGUGAGCGUAGAAGCAAAAAGUACAAAGGGGAAAAGUAAAAGUGGCAGGCCGACAAAUCCAGGGCAAG
Messenger RNA from Mobula hypostoma (lesser devil ray), 7992 nucleotides. RefSeq names its product NPC1-like 1 (gene npc1l1). Gene Ontology annotation, cellular component: plasma membrane. Gene Ontology annotation, molecular function: cholesterol binding; lipid carrier activity. NCBI's taxonomy places the organism in Eukaryota, Metazoa, Chordata, Chondrichthyes, Myliobatiformes, Myliobatidae. The coding region runs from base 143 to 4207 and encodes 1354 amino acids. The record is from RefSeq and is a predicted model, not a curated record. The transcript is spliced from 19 exons. Gene Ontology annotation, biological process: cholesterol homeostasis; intestinal cholesterol absorption.